AUGGCGAUUAAAAUCAAUACCACUGUCGCCAUCAUCGGUGCUGGCCCUGUUGGCCUGUUCACUGCUUUGCUCCUGGCGCAGGCCGGGGUAAAAGUCACUGUCAUCGAGACAGGGGACAGGCUUAAUCAAUCUCCUCGAGCCGUAGCAUACUUUCCCGCGGUACUAGACGAGUUUAAAAAGGCUGGGAUUCUGCAAGAUGUCAUUGAUGAAGGAGAGAAGAAUACUGAUGGGUGCGCUUGGAGAACACAAUCAGGAAGGAUUCUUGCCGCCGUUGAUCCGCCGCCAAACAGUCCCCAUUUUGCAGUUUGCCUCUCUCAGCCAGAGUUUUGUGAAGUUCUUCACAAAAGACUCCUGGAAACGGGCAAAGCUGAAGUCUUAUUCGGCCACACCUACCAGCGCCAUGAGCAGCGGGAUGGCUCUGUUGUUUUCUGGAUCAAAAGUUCCUCCACUGAUACCGAAGUUUCUUGUCAAUCUCAAUAUCUGAUUGGAGCAGACGGCGGUCGCAGCGCGGUCAGAAAGGCUCUUGGGGUUGAGCUCAAGGGUUUUACUUGGGAGUCAUUGCAACUUGUUGCUGUCAACUUCCAGUACUCGUUAACUGAACUGGGUUGGAAAAAGGCAAACUUCAUCGUCGACCCCGUGUCUUGGGGUAUUAUAGUCAAACGGGGAAAGGGGAACAGUUGGAGGUUUGCCACAGGAGUUCCAGCACCUGACGUUGGCGGUGCAGAACUCGAUGAAGCUACUGUGAAAGUAGUGAAAGACCGACUGAUGUCUCUUCUACCUGGGGACACUAGUCAGAUUGAAUGGGAAGCUAUGGCCCCCUACAAGGUACAUCAGCGUUGCGCAACAACCUUCCGAAAAGCCAAUGUUCUUCUGGUAGGAGAUGCCGCGCAUCUGAACAGCCCUGUCGGAGGUCUUGGUUUGACCACUGGUCUCCUCGACGCCGCACACCUGGCCCAGAGUUUAAAACAGAUAUUAGUGGAAAACGCAGAUUCAAUCGUUCUCGACCAGUACGCUGAAACCAGGCGCAGCAUCUUCUUACACAGGACCAACCCAAUUUCCACAGGUAAUUUGAACAGGCUCAGGUCACAGGAUCCGAAGCAUGUACAGCAGAGAGACGAGUUUUUUUCCAAACUGAACACAUCCAAGGAUAUUGCCACCAUACUCCAAGUCGGUUUGCCAGACUUUGCACUGUCAAGUACUUCCGAGACCUCCUUUUCAACCUACGAAGAGAUAACUUGGUUCAUAUCAGUCACUAAGAUGGAUGAUUGGACUGACGAAAGGUUCACGCACGAGUACAAGGUCGUGCACGCCAACAUGACUCGUCAAGGCAAAGAACAUGGAGCACCUACGCGCCAGUACACGCAGUAUGCAAACCUUGACCAGCAUGUCCCCGGCACCAAGCGACGCGGCUGGGGUCAUGUGACUAGUCUCGUGUUCCCCAAUCUGUUUCUCGUUCAUGCCGGGCUUCAGGAUCCUGGCUAUCGUGCGACUGCCGGAGCACACAAGUUCUGUCGUCUGGACCAGCAAGGCUGCCUCGCGAGAAAGAUUUCGGAGUAUCGGAAGGAAGGCCACACUUCUAGCAAGCCGCCUGUCAGGGCUCUGCUCUUCCACGAGAGGCGCUCGGCCACCGACGAAUACUCCCAAGACUGGUUGCAAGACCGGGAUGUCAAGCUUACAGCACAAGUGGAAUCAGAUUUUAGGGCUUUGGGGUAUGUUUUGUGGCAGGAUAUAACACCAAAGAACUCUAAGACCUUGUUCCGUGACAGUCAAUUUGAAGUUGGGAGCUGGCACGAAUUCAAGGCCGUCGAGGCAUUUGAUUUCCCAGAUACGACUUCUGCGAGCGCUUUCUUGGCUGAGAACAUGGGCAGGAUCACCGAGCAUGGCAAGCAAGUACUCACAGCGGUCGUCAGCGAGCCAGACAUUGUAUUUUAG
Molecule: messenger RNA, 1932 nt
Organism: Fusarium odoratissimum NRRL 54006
Lineage: Eukaryota; Fungi; Ascomycota; Sordariomycetes; Hypocreales; Nectriaceae
Exons: 4
Coding region: 1-1932 (643 amino acids)
Molecular function (GO): FAD binding
Source: RefSeq, a predicted model, not a curated record